ACGUUUACUUGUUUGUAUCGCUCAAUCAACUAAUCUGUGUUACUGUGAGAGAACAAACAUUGUUGGCACUAUGGCGGCUACUAUUCCUACAAUCACACUGAACAAUGGACGCCAUAUGCCCGCUGUUGGUCUGGGCACUUGGCAGAUGGACGAUGCUCAAGCCGAGAAGGCUGUGCUACAGGCUAUAGAUCUAGGCUAUAGGCACUUCGACACGGCCUUCAUAUACCAUAAUGAGGUCGCUAUUGGGAAGGCAGUGCGCCAAAAGAUCAGAGAAGGGGUCAUAAAGAGAGAAGAUGUCUUCAUUACUUCUAAGUUGUGGUGUACAAGUCACUCGCCAGAGGCAGUGUUACGGGCGUGUCACCGCUCUCACAGAUAUCUUUCCCUCGACUACAUCGACUUAUACCUUGUACACUGGCCUUUCGGUCUCAAGAGUAAGACGGAGCCACUCAACCCGCAAGUGUUUGAUGAGUUCGACUCCACAUCGCUGGAGGAAACAUGGCGGGAGAUGGAGAAAUGUGUGGAUGAGGGUUUAGUGCGCAGCAUAGGUGUCUCCAACUACAACAGUGUGCAGCUGGCUAGGAUCGCCAACGCUGCCAGGAUUAAACCCGUUAUCAACCAGGUAGAGUGUCACGUGGGCCUGCCCCAGCAUCAGCUGCUGCAGUUCUGUCGAGAGUGGGGGGUUGCAGUAGCUGCCCAUUCCCCUCUAGGGGCACCUUACCGCCCUGGGAGGCCCCGCGGAGCCCCGUCCACCCUGGAGCAGCCCGCCUUGGCACAGCUGGCACACAAGCACGGCAAAACACCGGCCCAGAUUGCUCUCAGAUACGUGGUACAACUGGGUGCCAUUCCUUUACCGAAGGCAAGCUCUGUGGAACACAUGAGGGACAAUCUGAAGAUAUUUGACUUCAAACUGGACAAAAGGGAAAUGGAAACUUUAGACAGGUUGGACAAAAAUGACAGACUUCUGACUUAUCCUCUGGCAAGGCAUCAUUUGGAUUGGCCUUUCAAGAUUCCCUUCUGAACGCCAUUGAAAUACUGCGAGGUUAAAAAUAAUUUCAUGACCAAA
Molecule: messenger RNA, 1063 nt
Organism: Homalodisca vitripennis (glassy-winged sharpshooter)
Lineage: Eukaryota; Metazoa; Arthropoda; Insecta; Hemiptera; Cicadellidae
Product: 1,5-anhydro-D-fructose reductase-like
Exons: 7
Coding region: 71-1018 (315 amino acids)
Cellular component (GO): cytosol
Molecular function (GO): aldose reductase (NADPH) activity
Source: RefSeq, a predicted model, not a curated record